This is a messenger RNA of Aspergillus caelatus, 426 nucleotides long. RefSeq lists its product as uncharacterized. The record is from RefSeq and is a predicted model, not a curated record. The coding region runs from base 1 to 426 and encodes 141 amino acids. Lineage: Eukaryota; Fungi; Ascomycota; Eurotiomycetes; Eurotiales; Aspergillaceae. The transcript has 2 exons.
AUGAACGUCUUCGACACCCGCUGGAAACUCCCCCUCCACUGCUUCCAAAUAUUCCUAAUCGUGAUGGUAAUUGGCCUGUCCAUUCCAAGGCUCUUCAUGAAGAACCAGCCCCGCACGCGAGCUAGUACAAUCGGCCUCGGAAUGGGUGCAAAAUCCCUAGUAAUUGUCCUCUACCAACUCCUAACAGAACACAUCACGGCGCUCCGCAAAUGGGGAAAUCUAAAAGCAUACACGAUUCUCAAUGCCCUGGAGAUCGUUUUCUGGGCCGCAGUCGCAGUUUUGACUAUACAGGCCAAUGUACAGAUGUGUGUGGCGCCUGGAUGCAUCUUGGGCUGGGGUGUGGCUAUUACCGGGAUUAAUUUGAGGUAUAGUAUCUGGUUCUCGAUGAUGGGUGGGGAUACUAGUUGGGUGGCUAAUGCUGUUUGA